GGUUCUGAUUAUAGAAGAGCUAAUCUUACAGUCUCCAUUUCAAUAACUUCCCUUAACUGAAUCAAUGCACCAAACGGUAGAUUGCAAGUCAGGAGGGAGUGUGACUUUUGUGCCCAUCGAGGAGGACAAAUUUGGCUUUAAACCAGGCCAACUUGUUCAUUUUACCAAAAGUAUACGUAAUGGGAAGGUAGCCCUUAUCAGGGGUGUGUGCGACGGCCUUUUAUGGUUUUCCGUGUUCUCAUCCAUAGAUGAGGCUGUAAAAGAGGAGGCCCUAAAUGUUCCCGUUGAUACCUCUAGUUGCCGAGUACACGAAGAGUUUAUUCGCCAAUAUGGGUGGGUCAUAGACGACAGGAAAAACUUGUUUAUAUACAAAGACACGAAGUAGCUACAAAAUACACACACUAUAUUAACUCUCUAGUGUUUAUUCUUGACAGGCGUCUUUAAAAAUUAAGACCGAAGAAACAUAAGAAUAAAGUAGCAUUUGUCACGGAUCAGGAAUAGUGAGACUAUUUAAAUACAAUUUUCCACACA
Molecule: messenger RNA, 531 nt
Organism: Phytomonas sp. Hart1
Lineage: Eukaryota; Euglenozoa; Kinetoplastea; Trypanosomatida; Trypanosomatidae
Source: the annotation of a GenBank genome assembly